Messenger RNA from Rattus rattus (black rat), 2558 nucleotides. RefSeq names its product RAB37, member RAS oncogene family (gene Rab37). The record is from RefSeq and is a predicted model, not a curated record. NCBI's taxonomy places the organism in Eukaryota, Metazoa, Chordata, Mammalia, Rodentia, Muridae. Bases 408 to 1058 code for a protein of 216 amino acids. Gene Ontology annotation, cellular component: Golgi apparatus; endosome. Gene Ontology annotation, molecular function: GTP binding; GTPase activity. The transcript is spliced from 9 exons.
CAGGAGCUCCAGGACAGGACCGCAGCGCAGCGUGAUGCAGCUGAUCCUCAGAAACACGGUGCGCACGUAUAUCCCUCUGCUAGCCUCAAAAUCUUGCGUGGCUCCCAGCAUCUUGGAGUCACAAGACAGGUGAUUCCGGGCUGCGAGUAUCUCACAACUCUGGUCCCGGGUGCACAGCGGCGAUUCCCCCGCUGAACUCUGAUCUUUCGGGCUGAGGGGGCUGGGCAGAACCUGUCGGCGCCGCCCCGGGCCACCUUAGGAGCUGUCCAGUGCUGACCACGGAUGCCUCAGAGCCCCCAGAGUGCUCGGACCAGAGCCUGCCGCGCCCCGCAGAGCCUGGGCUGAGCUGCUGGGAGCGCUGACGCAGAGCGCCGGGAGAGCUGGGAGCAGUUGGCUCUGAGCUGAACAUGGAUCUGCAGAGACCGGACUCCUACCAGGGCGGAGCUGGCCCUCAUUUCAGCGAGCAUGUCCUACACAAGACCAUUCUGGUUGGUGACAGUGGCGUUGGGAAGACAUCUCUACUGGUUCAGUUCGACCAGGGGAAGUUCAUCCCCGGGUCCUUCUCAGCCACCGUGGGCAUUGGAUUCACAAAUAAAGUGGUGACCGUGGAUGGUGCCAGGGUGAAGCUUCAGAUCUGGGACACUGCAGGACAGGAGCGCUUCCGCAGUGUGACCCAUGCUUAUUACCGAGAUGCUCAGGCUUUGCUCCUGUUGUAUGACAUCACCAACCAAUCUUCUUUUGACAACAUCAGGGCUUGGCUCACAGAGAUUCAUGAGUAUGCCCAGAGGGAUGUGGUGAUCAUGCUGCUAGGUAACAAGGCGGAUGUAAGCAGCGAAAGAGUGAUCCGUUCUGAGGAUGGAGAGACAUUGGCCAGAGAGUAUGGUGUUCCCUUCAUGGAGACCAGUGCCAAGACUGGCAUGAAUGUGGAGUUGGCCUUUCUGGCAAUUGCCAAGGAGCUGAAAUAUCGCGCAGGGAGGCAACCUGAUGAACCCAGCUUCCAGAUCCGAGACUAUGUGGAGUCCCAGAAGAAGCGAUCCAGCUGCUGCUCCUUUGCGUGACUCCCGAGGGGCCAUGAGGAGGCCCGGAGACCCUUGGGGAUGCAGUUACUCCAACUACCACGCCAACUAGGAGAAGCUGGGGGCUCAGUGGGCAGCCUCUGCCAGGGAGGUAGCCGUUACCCUAGUUUCUUUAGCUUCCCUGAAUCAUGGGAAGGAUUAAAUACUCAUACUUUAUCUUAAUAUACAUAAACUAAUAACACAAAAGGUACCAGUGUGCCCCCCACCCCAACCCAAAAUAGGUAUGGACUUGGUGGUCCUUUGCUUUCUGGGACUAAGUUCUAAAAAGCUAGGCCUCCCUAUUAGCAAUUGUGUUCCUACACCAGCAUGACACCAGGGGGCGCCAAAGCCCUGCUCGGGUGUGGGAGUUGGUUGUGACCCCAUCACCAAUCCUCACUAAGGAGGUGAAGGAGACCCCAGACUUCUCUUCCUCCAGCUCCCAGAAAGACAACCUUUCCCAAGAAGAGGGGCUUUAGUGCUGGGAGCUAGCCCAAAACCUCAGGAAAGAUAAACAUGGGGAUUGUCGUAAGAAGAAUAGCAAUUACUAGGGUGAGUGUGUCAGCUACCUCUGGCUUUCCCGACUCUCCUUCUAGAAGUGUAUACAAGCUUUUCCUACAGCGCACAUGCACAGUGGGGCACUUGAAAACAUCUCUUCCUGUUCUCUGGACCUCAUCCCAGGGGAUGCCUUGCUUGCUCUCCCAUGGAACCUCUCUCAUCAGCUUUCCACCUGGGUUCCUAGACACCAGAGGUCAGAGUCUGGAGAACGUUUCCCUCCCUCCCAAUCUGGAGACAAGGUGUACAGCACCACAGCUAUUUAAGGCAGAGGUUGGAGCCAGAUAAAGAACGUGUUGGCUCCUAGAAUGGGUGGGAGGAGGAACUGAACAAACCCGUAGUUUAUUUUUUUUCCCAUUAAGCCCCAAGCUCUAUGCCCUCCUCCCCUCAACCCCUGCUCUUUUUAACUUCAGACCAAUACUAGGGCGAAAUGGUUUUUAUCUUUCCCUCUUCCACUAAAUCAGGUUUGAGAGGAGGGUAGGAAGGUGUCCAUUUUGGGGUGAGCUAAUGGAAUGUGUGCAAAACAAGAUAGUGUGAGCAAGCCUGGGGUACAGAGAGGGGCAACAAGGAGUCCCCGUAGGCCCAAGGCCAUGUGUCACCUAAAGCACUGACCUCACCCUUAGAAGGACACUUGGGGUGCAGAUCCACGACCUAUAGGAAGCUUUACUAUAUCUCUGUAAGUUGGGCAGAGACUGAGGCUCCAAGAAAGUAUUCAUUGCACAUUUCUGAGGUUACUGUAUUUGCUUUCAAGGCAGAAAUCUUGCUCCCAGAGCAGAGUCAGCACUCUCAACUUGGGAUGAUAAGGAAGCUCUCUGUGACCUCUCACAGGCAAAUCAGGGAGGAGCCUGGGCUCCCAGUUCUCUUCUGGGGCUCUGAGCAGAUUGCCAGAGCUCUAGUCCAGCCUCUGGCAUUUGUGUUUUUCAGAAUUAAAUUGCAGUAUUUUGGAAAAUA